AACCAUCACCAUGUCUCAAGAAUUCGUUGGACGCUGGAAGCUCAUUCACUCAGAGAACUUCGAGGAGUACAUGAAGGAGGUUGGAGUUGGAUUGAUCACUCGUAAGGCUGCUGCCAACUUGAAGCCAACUUUGGAAAUCAAGGUCGAAGGAGAUUUGUGGUAUUCCAACCAAUACUCCACAUUCAAGAACACCACUCUUUCUUUCAAGUUGGGACAGGAAUUCGAUGAGACCACUCCAGAUGGCCGUACCGUCAAGUCAGUUGUCAACUUCGAGAACGGAAAAUUCAUUCACAUUCAAAAGAAGAUCAAGGACUCUGAUAAGGAAUCAAUUAUCACCCGUUGGCUCGAAGGAGACAAGCUUAUCACUACUCUUGAAUCUGGAUCCGUUGUUUCUCGCCGCGAGUACGUUCGCGAAUAGAUUCUCAAUUCCCAACAUGAGCUUUGUUCUUGUCUUCCUGUGAUAUUUAAUAGUAAAUAUUGAAAUUUAAAGUAUUACAAUUAUUUCUUUAUGGCAAUAAAUGAGAAAU
Caenorhabditis elegans is the source of this 527-nucleotide messenger RNA. RefSeq names its product Fatty acid-binding protein homolog 6 (gene lbp-6). The record is from RefSeq and is marked reviewed. Lineage: Eukaryota; Metazoa; Nematoda; Chromadorea; Rhabditida; Rhabditidae. The coding region runs from base 11 to 418 and encodes 135 amino acids. Gene Ontology annotation, molecular function: lipid binding; fatty acid binding. The transcript is spliced from 2 exons.